ACCAAGCGCCGCCCCUCUCUCUCCCUGUGGUUUCCAUAACAACAGAGACGCGCCAGUCAGUGGGCAAAGAGCAGCACCAUGUCUUCCAUAGCAACCUCCGCCGCUUCCAAGAGGAAAGGGAAAAGCAGCAAAGCGGAGAGACUCCGGGCCCAGAGGGAAGAGGAGGAGAGGCAACUGCGGGAGGAGGAGGAAGCGCGACUAAUAGCGGAGCAAGUGUUGGCCGCCCAGCGUGAGAAGGAGCGCUUGGAGCGAGAGGAGAGGGAGCAGCUGGAGGCAAAGCAACUGGAAACCAGAGCGGAGGAACUGGAGGAACAUCGGCUGCUCGUAGAGGAGAAACUGGAAGCUGCAGAGAAAUGGAAGGCGGAUCAGCGCCACCGAGCAAAGUGGGACCGGUACAUGUUGUGUGAUGGGAGCCCCGACCCCACCGUACCCCAGGAAAUAAACACCUUCAUGAGUCUCUGGGAAGAUGAGAGAGAUGAAGACUUUCAGUCCAUUCUAAAGAAAAGCCGCCUGGUGCUGAGUCUGAUUGAGGAGCUGGAGUCUCUUCUGCGUGACACCCCCGUGGGGGAACUGGAAGAGACAGACGCGGCCCGGUACAAAGGGACAGUCCUGCAGCUGCAGCAGCUUCUGCCAAUGAAAUUCAACCAAGCGACAGAGCAUCUCCUGAAGAAUGCCUCGGUGCUGUCGGACAUAGAGACGGGCAACAUGCAGAAGGUGAUUAAGGACAACAAUCUCACCCUGUGCAUCUGGGCCAACCUCAACAAGAACCCCAGAUUCAAAGGCUACGAGUUUGCGGAGGAAUCCAUUGGCUUCGAGCUGCCCAAACCCCUAGCCCCCAGCGGCAUCGCAGUAAGGAUCCUCCACACCCUGUACGAUCACCUCUCCGGCCUGAGCCGCACCAGCCUCCCCAAAGUGAAGGAAAGCGAAGAUAUCGGGGUGCCAGACGCAGUCGCCCAGGAAUGGGAGGGGCAAGAGGCAAAUCCGGAGGGGGAAGAGGAGAAAACUGGGGCAGAAAGUGUUCUUGGGGCAGAUGAGGAAGUGAUGUUGGAGGAUAGAAAGAGCACAUUGAGCCCCACAUCCGCCAGGGAAGACCCCACAAGUGCCACGGACGCUCUGGAAACGGCAGAAGAGCCGGAUAAGACGGGGGGCAGCCAGUUAGGGUUCUCUCCCGAAGGCCACUCCCCCUCUCCGACGCUACUGGACGAACCAGAGGACGCCCUGGAGGACGACAUUGUGGAUUUGCGCCAGUUCACGAAUGUGGGAGGAGUCUACUAUUUUGAUGUCCUGGCUCUGCCCCCUCAGUGCAAACAAGUGAACGGCUGGACCAUGGUUCAGCUGUUGGAAGGGGGGCUGCAGACUUACCCCUACCCCCCUGAGUCGUACCCCAGUACCACUUUGGGGGUGUCCCUGCCAGAGAAAGACCUGGAUAACCUCAGUGCCCCCCCUGUUGGAGUCUUCUUUAAAGUUCCGGGUCACGUGAUAUUUUUUGAAGAACCGCAAGUUGCAAGAUGGGACCCCAAAAUUAAAAACUGGAGCACGGACGCCAUCACGCAGAAAAAGUACGACCCAGAGCGGCGAGAAUUAUCCUUCAAAAUGGACGCGUUCCACACGUUUGCCCUGUUCCAGGACGCGCAUCUGAAUAUGCCCUACGAGUACUGGGAGCUCAACCCAACCAGCACCAAUCAGGUCGCCCUGCUGAUUGUCUCCGCCUUCUCUGAGCUCCAGAUAGAAAUUAAGGAGGAUCAGUGCCGAUUGGCUUCAGUCUCUGGCGCAGACGGCGACCUCUCGCGGCUCCUGGGGAAAUGGAUGCCCCCCCUCGCCCUUAAGCGCGCCAUGCAGAGCGCCGGCCUCAACGUCUUCCCCGCCGAGGACUCCAAGAAAUACGUCAGCGUCAACAAGAAGAACGAGCGCGCGGAGAGAGCCGCCUACAAGGAAAUGGCCCUCCUGUCCCCGUCGUUUGCCUUCGGUUGGAGCAAGUGGAACCACGACUGCGGCUUUGAAAACGUCAUUGUGAAGGUCAAAGAACAGAAACCGAACCCUCAGAACCCAGAGCCCUGGGCCCUGUACAUGCUGAGCUCCCAGAGAGCCCAAAGGCUGAAGAUCUCCGAGUCCAGCGCAGAAUUUUCCGACGACCUCUAUGAGAAAAGCGAGUUCCACUCCACCCUGUAUCACAUGAUCAAGGAAUAUUCCGGGGCGGAGGCAACGGGGCGGCUCAGGGACUCCCGCCCUCUGUUUGUGGAUUGUGUGUAUCAGCUUCUGAGCAUGACCCGCAUCCUGGCUUUCUCAUAGGGAGCGACGCAUUUCACGACGCGGAACAUUUUCAUAGGGAGCGACGCAUUUCACAACGCGGAACAUUUUCAUAGGGAGCAAUGCAUUUCACGACAGGGAACAUUCUCAUAGGCAACAACACGUUUUACAACACAGAACAUUCUCCUAGGGAGCAAAGCAUUUCACAACAACAUUCUUAUAGUGAACAACGAAUUUCAUAAAACAGAACAUUUUCAGGGAGCGACACGUUUCACAACACAUAGAACAUUCUCAUAGGAAACAACGCAUUUCACAACACAACAUUGUCAUAGGGAGCAACGCAUUUCAGGACAGGGAACGUUCUCAUAGGGAGCAAUGCAUUUCACGACAGGGAACGUUCUCAUAGGGAGCGACGCAUUGCACGACAGGGAACGUUCUCAUAGGGAGCGACGCAUUUCACGACAGGGAACGUUCUCAUAGGGAGCGACGCAUUGCACGACAGGGAACGUUCUCAUAGGGAGCGACGCAUUGCACGACAGGGAACGUUCUCAUAGGGAGCGACGCAUUGCACGACAGGGAACAACACGUUUCACAACACAGAACAUUCUCCUAGGGAGCAAAGCAUUUCACAACAACAUUCUUAUAGUGAACAACGCAUUUCAUGAAACAGAACAUUUUCAGGGAGCGACACAUUUCACAACACAGAACAGUCUCAUAGGGAGCAACGCAUUUCAUGACACAGAACAUUCUCAUAGGGAGCGACGCAUUUCACGACAGGGAACGUUCUCAUAGGGAGCAACGCAUUUCACGAGACACGAACAUUCUCAUAGGGAGAAGCGCAUUUCACAACACAUGGAACAUUCUUAUAGCGAACAACGUGUUUCACGACACACGGAACAUUCUCAUAGGGAACAACGCAUUUCACGACACACGGAACAUUCUCAUAGGGAGAAGCGCAUUUCACAACACAUGGAACAUUCUCAUAGGGAACAACAAAUUUAACGACACAUGGAACAUUCUCAUAGGGAACAACACGUUUCACGACACACGGAACAUUCUCAUAGGGAGAAGCGCAUUUCACAACACAUGGAACAUUCUCAUAGGGAACAACACGUUUCACAACACACGGAACUUUAUUCAACAAUAAAUAUGGCGACACGGAGUCACAUUCAGUCGGAUACAGGAAGUGCCUCGUACUUUCCAUUCCAUUUUAUUAUUUAAAAAUAAUUAUCUCAAAGUGCUCAGAACCGGUGAUCGGAUUGGUCUAUUUUUGGGGGGGGGGGGGGGGGGCGGAGUUUUAGGCAACAUACAAAAUAGAAAUUUUUUUUCCUCUCCUGUAAAACCUUCUAUAAAAUAUUAUUAUUAAAUUAGUCCGGAAGCGAUGGAUUCUAUCACGGCCGGGGGGGUCCGACGCUCUCACACGGGGGGCUGGCCGUUGUGGUGGAGCCCGGUAUAGGGCCACAGAAACUGCUGCAGCGCCGUCCAAGAGUCUCCCGUCCCCUCCGGGGCGCCCUCCACUGGUCUCUGGAAGGACAGUCCCACGAGGAAGCUCGCCAGCGCCGCCAGCAGGAAGAACACCAUAACCGAUACCGUCGCGGUCUUGUUCAGGGACGAAACGGAAUUCUUCAGAUCGGACGCCCAGGAGCGCGCCCGGUGGUACCUGCGCCAUGACAGCAACGACAAUGAAUUAUUCCCCACGUUCUCCGGGACUAAGGGCAAAUCCCAGGGGCAAAUCCCAGGGGCAGCAUUCUGAUUGGAGGAGCCUGUGCGCAUAUAUAAUGAAGGGGCCAAUAGGGUAUAUAAAUAAAACCAACGUAGGGUUUAUA
This is a messenger RNA of Xenopus tropicalis (tropical clawed frog), 4073 nucleotides long. NCBI's taxonomy places the organism in Eukaryota, Metazoa, Chordata, Amphibia, Anura, Pipidae. The record is from RefSeq and is a predicted model, not a curated record.